Messenger RNA from Xyrichtys novacula (pearly razorfish), 7885 nucleotides. The record is from the annotation of a GenBank genome assembly. Lineage: Eukaryota; Metazoa; Chordata; Actinopteri; Labriformes; Labridae.
CACGGUGAAAGUGCUGUAUGGAGUCUAAAUCUUGUAAAGGUUGAAUUUGAUCAUCUACUAUACUGUGGAUCACAGUGGAAAUGCUUGAACUGAUCAGUUUAAGAUGGCCAAGGUCUAUCAGACACAAAGAUAUAGUCUCUACACAGUUUUAUACCUAUGUGUUACUGCUCAAGCUUUGUCUGACAAAGAGCUGGUGUAAAAUAAGAGAUAGGCUACAGGUCCCUUUAGUGUCUUUUUAUAUUGAAUCACUGUCAAGCAUCAUUGGUUAAUAUUAAACUGGGGUUAACUGAACAUUUUCAUCUUAUAAGGCAGGCGUCAUGAGACUUCCUGUCAUGAAAGUGUCUGCGGAAACCCAGAGCAGUUGAUGUCAUGGAAGGUCUCUCAGCAGCAGAGUACAAAAAGAUGGGUCGGCAUGAGGAAAUGAGACACAGUGUGAGUAUGAGAGUCAGAGAUGAAACUAAAGCUGCAGCUCAACAUCUUCAUGGUGCUUUCACACGGUGAGUCCUACACUCCAGUACUUAUCUUGAAAAAAGCCAGUAAGCUACAUGUGGUUGUUUCAGCUAAUGUACAGAUGUACUAAGAAAGAACUCUUUUAUGGUAGUCUGUGGAACUUUGAGACAUUAUGGUGGUGUGGGAAAAUCACUUAAAAUUAACUAAUUAUGAUCCUCUUAUUUUAUCUAAAAGUUUCAUAUAAUUUGUUUGAGUGAUUCGAUUUUUUUAUUUGAAUAUAAGUGUACUUUAUUUACUAAUCAGAGUCUCAAUAAAAUUAAGUUCAAGUCCAUGAUUUUAUCUCUCCCAUCAUAUUUGGUCACAGUUUUACAGCUUGCAUAUUGAAUUAGCAUUGGGAUGGAUUUAAAGGGAUAUUCCAGCGUGAGUUUAAGCCAUAUUCAAACACAUCAUAACACCGAGUUAGACACCCCCCUUCGAGAGAUGAAUGUUGCUCACUGCUUGCUUCUCUAGUUAUACCAACUUUAGUGAUGACCGCACGGCAGCAAUACACAGCAGUGUAUGUCUCCACACGCAAACCGCAACUAGAAAGCCACUCGUAGCCACAAAUAAUGCUGAGAACAGCCCCUAACUUUAUCAACUGUACACACAGGGUUUCAGCCAUAGUACUAGCCAUCAAACAUCUUUUUAGCUCUGUCUGGUUUCUUUUGCAAAGAGACUAAACACAGCUCACCCACUCUCCUCCAGCAGCCGCUUGUUUGUGGGGGAGCCCUGACGAGUUGAUAACUGAGUGCAGUUUUGAGUUUUGAAGUUCAAGGAAGAACAUUUAUCAUUAUUACUUCAUGGAAAUGCAAUCAGAGUGUAUCUUGUAUGUGCGCUGCAGACGCAGUCGUCCUUCUGCCUUAGCGUCUCAGUCUGAUAGCAUUUCCAUGAAGUAAUUAUCCUAAAUUUUCUCUGCCGUUUCGAACAUGUAGUCUGCUGUGUACCACUAUCGUGCGGUCGUAACUAAAGUUGGUGUAACUCGAGAAGCAAACAGUUGGCAAAAUUAAUCUCUCAAGGGGGUGUUUAACUCUGUGUUAUGGUGUGUUUGACCAUGGCUUAAAUUUACGCCUGAAUAUCCCUUUAAGUUUGUGAAUUCAAUAAUCCAAGCCGAGAAAGAAAUCCCUCAAACAACAAAAAAAAGUUAACCUUGUUAAUUUCCUGGGUUUUAAUAUAUGUUUGCAACAGCUUUAUGUUAAAUUAUGAAGACAUGUUUGAAAAUUAGCCCCUAAAGCCCUUUUGACUUACAGUAUGUGUGACCUUUAAAGCCCAUGUUCUCACUGCAGAAGUCAGUCUGGAAAACCCAGUCCGUCAUCACGACCCUCAUAGGAAAGAAAAAGCACCUUAAAACCCUGCCAACAACCCACACAGUAUUUAUAUCCACUGUUACUUUCACUUCAACUUGAAAGGACUGACCACACGGCUUCCUGUAACAAACUGCAGAAAUGAAUCUAUCGUGUGGGGGGCUGCUUCAGCGCAGUAAACAACCCUUUCUUUCCUUUCUACAACACCUCUCACACACUCACACACUCACACACUCAACCUACUGUAUGGUCAAAGGGCUCUGACAGAAAAAGGUAGGUCAAUGUUGAGGCUCUAAACUCCAGGCCCCUCAAAUGGUAAAUCUAACAGCUCCUGAUGUUACUUCUCAUCAAACCAACAGUAGGUUACUCAUCUGUUUGUCAGGGGCUGCCUUUUAGAGUCCAUAUUAAUCCAUGUAAAGUCAUUUGUAUGAUUUAUUGCAUGGUGAUGAUUGGUGGACUCACUGUUAUUCUUGUUUCUUUGAUUAUAGUUUCACUUGCUGUGUGGCAGCGUGUGACAGUGAAAAAAGGUCAGACAGUCAACUUAAGCUGCCCAAUUACUGAAGCUCAGUGGACCAAUGUGGAGUGGAGGAACCCUGACGGAUAUAUCAUGUUCUUUAGUGAACAAAAAGGUAAAAAAAAAAAAAUCAUGUUAGCAAACCCACGAGCAGAAACUCAAAUUAUCUGCCAAGGUUUUGCUCCUGUGUCACCUUGAAAUGAGGAAAAUCAAGCCUCUUUUUGUUUCCUUUCAAUCCCCAGCUUUAAAGGACCAUCGAUACACCAUCAACAAACUCUCUGAAUCAGAAUUCUCUGUCAGCAUUUCGAAUGCCACCUUCAAAGAUGGAGGCAACUACACCUGCUCCGUGCACGGCCUCCGCACAAUCGAGAAAAAAGUGGAGGUCACAGUUUUAGGUGAGUAUCGACCAAACUAACAAACCGACAGAAGUUAACCAGCAGCCAUUACUGCUUGAAAAGCGCCCACAGUUCAAUAAAAAUUGUUCAGUGAAGUCAAAAUAUAUACAUACUAAUAUUAAAUGAAAGCUUACUCACGAUUAAGAUGAAGGAUUUGCUCAUUGUACUGGGAAAACACUCAGGAGCUUCGCACUGAACACUCAGGCAUAAAUGGACUCACUUAAUCAGGGUGCUGUGGGGAAAAUGGGUCCAGUGAAAAGACAUGGGGAAGCCUUUUCACAUGUGACAUCUGAUAUAACCUGCAGAGUUUCAGCUGCUUUAUCAACAGUGAAAAACUUCAAUUUGUUCACUUUGCCUUAACUAAUCAUCAAUAGAUUUAACCAUCACUGACUGACCCAUUGCUUACAAUUUUCAGUUAAUCAGGGAUCAAUGAAAGUCUCAUAUGUAUUCCUCUUUAGCAUUGUGGUCCAGCCUCUGCGUGUAAUUUUACCACCCAGCUGUGGUAGCAAAUAAAUGACAGAAAAUUUUACAUUUAUCCAGUGUCGCAUUGGAGAGGCAGCAGCCUAAGCAUGGAAGCCCAGACUUUCCUCAACCCUGUCCAGCUCUUUCAGGGGCACCCUGAGGUGUUCUCAGGUCAGCUAAGAGACAAAGUCUCUCCAGCGUGUCGCUGUGAUCUCCUUCCAGUGGGACGUGCCCUGGAUGCCUCACCAACAGUGCAUCCAAGGGGCAUCCUGAUCAAAUGCCCAAGCCACCUCAUCUGACUCCUCUCAAUGCAGAGGAGAAGUGGCUCUUCUCUAAGCCCCUCUUGGAUGACUAAGCUUCUUACCCUAUCUCUAAAGGAAAGCCCAGACACCCUGCAGAGGAAACUCAUUUCAGCCGCUUAUACCCACAAUCUUGUUCUUUCAGUCACUACCCACCGCUUGUGACCAUCACUGCUGAAGCUGCACCAGUCAGUCUGUUGAUCUCUGGCUCCAUUCUUUCCUAAUUCAUGAGCAAGACCCUGAGAUACAUGAACUCCCCCACUUUGGGCAGAAUCUCAUCCCCUACCCAGAGAGGGCACUCCACCUUUUUAUGGCCGAUGGACUCAGAUUUGGAGGUGCUGAUUCUCAUCAAGGUCGCAACACACUUAGUUACAUAUUGACCCAGUGAGAGCUGAAGGUCACGACCUGAUGAAGCAAACAGGACCAAGUCAUCUGCAAAAUCAGUGACCCAAACCUGAGACCACUAAAUUGGACCCCCUCAGCCCAGGCUGCGCCUAGAUAUUCUGUCCAUAUCCAUGCCCUGGUGGAGUCCACCCCUCUGACUUACUACCGGCUAUGUGGACCAAGCUCUGGCACUAGUCUCCUCUCACUGAGCUACCACCUUAUUGUGGUGGAAGGAUUUGUGCGUCCCAAUGAUCCCAGGAUCUCAGUUGUUAGGGGCUUGGUGGCCUGAUCCUCAGCUAUAGAAGCUAGCUUUAACAUUGUAUAAAAACAGAAAAUCUUCAUUUAUGCACACAUACACUCAUAAUUUUCUUUAACCCUAUUAAAGGUUUUCCUGAAAUGGAGGUAGAAGAGCAUGAAGGAAAGUCGGUCAUUAAGUGCACUGCUGAGGGGAACAACAAUCCUCCGCAGAUCUACUGGAAAUUUAAUAAUGGGCCAGAAUUUCAUGGUAAGAAUGUGCCAACUUGUAUUAAUAAUGAAUAUCAGACUAAAAUUAAUUAAGAAGUGUUUGUAUUUUUGUUUAAUUAUGUUUCAUAUAAGUAUGUAGUUAUGCUCAUGAAUGAAAACAUUAUCUGUGUAUGGUUUGACACUGGUCUGUUUUAAAACAAUCUUUUUUUACGUUCCUUAAUCCAUGAUAAUUAAGGGUUAACCUUUAACUAAGAUUUUCUUACAAAUAAAGUUUUCCUGAUGUUUAUGAUAUUUUCUAUCAACAUUUUGGCACCUUUAUAAAGGUGCUUGCUCUCUGUUUAUUAUGAAGUGCUUUGUUAACUAAAAUAAAGAUACCAAUGACUUUCUCCACAGCUCAGGCCAAGGUUUUUCACAGUGGUAGAAGCUACAUUUCUACAGAUAAACUGAACUUUAACUCUAUAAAGAAGAGGGUCACAGUGAAAUGCCUUGUACGACAUCCAGCUUUGUAUUCACGUCCGCUGAUUAACUUUGUGAAAAUCGGACGAGAUGGUGAGUAUUUAUUUGCUCUGUGUAUUAUUCACUUCUGUUUGUUUUUCUUAUUGACUCAAAGCUCAAAUCUGAAUCACUUUAAUCAUCAAAAAGGGGAAAAAGUCUGUGAGCACAUGGUCAGUUUUAAUACGGUGCAAACAUACUGACGUUUCACCAGCAAGUUCUCCUCUGUAUGACAACUUCAAGUGGUUUCUGUCUCUCUUCCUCUAGUUUCUUCUGACUUUUAAAUGCUCUUUCACCCAUUAUGCUGUAUCAUUUGUUGUGUUUUGUAUAUUGUGGUAUUACAAGUUAUAAGAAUGAAUGAAUGAUGUAUCUAAUAUGCCCCACUGAUGAGAGACUGCCAAUCAGCCAACAUAGGUGAACUAUUAUUGUUCUGUUUACUUGAGGACACCUGUGCUGUCCAAACUACAGUUUCUGUAGUUUGGACGGCACAAAUGAUGUCUGUCAAAUCGUUUUUGCUUCAUUAGUCUAUUUAUUCUCUGUGUCAGCAGCACAGCUCCAUUUCUCAACCACCACCAGCCCUUCCACGACUCAAACUUCAGGGUCUACUAGGGCGCUGAGAACAACCAGCAUCUCAAGAACAUCAGUUAAUCCUACAACCACAGAUGUGAGAGGGCUUUCAUCAGAGGACUCUUUAAAGCUAUCAACUUGGGGGACAGUACCCACUGCAUUUCCUCUGACGCCCGUAACAUCCAAAAACUCUCCACUUGUAACUACAGGUGAGUCAAAGUGUUUUCAUAUGAUAUAAAACAAACAGUAUAUCUGGGAUAAGUCACUUGUAGGUGAAAGUUUCACCUUCCUUUAGCUUCCUAGGUAUUAAGGUAUUUGUCUGCUAAUCUUUAUGCAGUUUUUUUUAAAGUUUACUUUUUUAACUUGUAUUUUAUCUUCUGAUAAUCUAAAUGAAGCGUUUUUAAAAAUAUAUAUAUGUAUAUGUCUUCAUUGAUUGUAGAAGACUUAAAACAACUGACACCAACCCAGUCAACCAGCGGGAGGAAUGACUCAACAAGUAAUGCAACAAGCACAAAAGGUAUGUGUACACUGCCAUCUAGUGUUUGGAAAAAUUUACUGAGUUUCCCCAGUCAACAACACAAUUGUCACAGUUGAAAAGCAAACAGAGGAGAUCCAGACAAAAAAGAAUAUGUCAAUUUAUCCAAUCACAAGCACCAAAAGAAAAAAAAAAUUCUCUGCUAUCAACAAAGAUGACACAAUAGUCUUUAACUACCAAGUAAACAGAAAUAGUCCUCUCUUAGAAUUCAGGUUUUUCCUGAACCAAUAACCUGAAUGCCGUUCAUUCCAGGGAGUUUUGUCAACCCUGAGAUGCAAAGUGGAGCUGUAGGAAGUUCGUCAUUACUGAUCCUCCUGGUGACGUGCCUCAUAGUCUGUCUUGUCGUGGUUGUGAUUUUUUUUGCCAUCAAACUGAGAAGAGCACAUCUGGUCUGGAAGAGAGGUGAGCAGAUGAUGUUAUUCUUUCUGUAGGUAAAAAAUGUACUAGUCACUAUCUAUCUAUCUAUCUAUCUAUCUAUCUAUCUAUCUAUCUAUCUAUCUAUCUAUCUAUCAAUCUAUCUAUCUAUCUAUCUAUCUAUCUAUCUAUCUAUCUGUCUGUCUGUCUGUCUGUCUGUCUACAGUAUACACACACACACACACACGCAUAUAUAUAUAUAUAUAUAUAUAUAUAGUAUGUAGUAUAUAAAAGGCAGUUUUUGUUGUUACAGAAAAUGAAGAGACUAAUACAUCUGAAGAAAGUAGCAAAUCAAAAUCAAGCCAUGAAGACAGAAGCACUAAGCAGCACAGGUGUAGAGGUAAGCACAUCAAUUCAGUCUGUCCUCUAUGGAUUUUGUAGGAGGGAAGAUGGUAAAACAUUUAACCAUGGCAUAGUUAUGCAACAGCGUAGGUGUGUUUUUACCUUACUACCAGGUAAGGUUGGUUGGUCAUUUUUCAUGUUGAUUAUGAAUGUGUUAGUGGUGAUGUGAUCAUUCCAUAGACUGUAUUUGGUUCAUUCUCAAUGUAGGUUAAUAAAUAAAACUUGAGACUUUAGGGACAUAAUGAUGUUUCAUUCUACCAUUCUAUGUAACUUUCCCUGCAUUCGCAAUGCUUCUCUGCUUAUGGAAAGGCCUGAUUGUUAUCAACUGUGACACUGCCGUGACACCACCCAACAAAUUCGGUUUGCCUCUCAGUACUGUCAUUGACAAUUAGAAGAAAACAUCUGACCCUGUCAACAGUGUCUGCUCACUGUAGGCUGUGAAAAUGCCCAAGCUUUUCUCUGUUCAUGGAGGAUCAGAGGUUCAAAAUUAAACAGAUUUUUUAUGUUGUUUAUGAUUAGAGUAUUUUCACAUUUUCCAACUGUCAAUUAAAUUAAGAGUAGUUUAGGAACUUCGAUUAUUGAAGUUUUUCUUUCCCCAACAAUACUGGAAUUGUGAGGUUCUUAGAUAAUUCAUUAAAUUUCAAAGCAGGCUAUCUUUGUUGAGCUCCUUUAUCAUGUUUCCCCCUACCUUUGUUUUACAGUUAAUAUCAGCCUGUCAGAUUUCUAUAUAUUCAGCCAAUGCUUCCAUCUUCCUACAAAAAUCAGGCAACUGUUGAGGUAACGUGAACAGUAUUUGAUGGAGAACAUCUCUCUUUGUCCCACAGGCUUCUUCAACACAGAAGUCAGGCAGUAUGUUGUGGAUGAGCCAAGGGCAGUCACCUCAGUGGUCCAUGUAGAUGAGCAACCUCAAACAGCGGGACAAACUUCUGCCAAAUGUGACAUAAAGGAGACAGAGCUGUAAUAAUGAGUCAGAUAUUGAUGGCAAGAAUAUCAACAGCACGCUCAUGGACUCCACUGUUUCUGUAUUUUACCACAUCAUGACAUGUUUACACUGAAAAGAAUAUAUGCCCAAAAACUUGUUUUAACUGUGCUUACUGUUUUAUUUCAUAUUUUUUUUUGUAAAAUACUGUGUAAAUAAUGUAUAGAUUUGCUUUUGAAAUGUAAAAUAAAAUAUAUUUUUGCAUCAACAUAAUGUGAUUAUCAAGAAAAUAGAUAUGCACUUAAAA